AUGUCUAGAAACUUACCGUUAUUAUCGGCAAGUACUGUUGCUAAACACAAUACAGCUAAAGACUGUUGGGUAACCUUAUAUGGAAGAAAGAUUUAUGAUGUUAGUGGCUUUCUCGAUGAACAUCCUGCUGGAGGGGAUAUUAUCUUGCCGUACGCUGGUAAGGACAUCACUCAGAUCAUGGCGGACCUGGUAUCCCACGAACACUCAGAAAGUGCUUAUGAAAUGUUGGAUGAUGAAAUGUUGAUUGGGUAUUUGGCUACUGCUGAAGAAGAAGAAGAAUUAUUAAAUAAUAAAAAUAAGACCCCGGUUGAAGUUAAAUUGGCUGAUCGUGAGUUUGAUCUCAGUGAGUUCCAUGAUGAGUUACCAGCUUUAGAAGUCUUGUCUAUUCAAACUGAUUAUGAAGCUGAUCAUAAAAAACAUAAGUUUUUGGAUUUAAAUCAAGCUUUAAUUCCUCAAGUUCUUUUCGGUAAUUUCACUAAAGAAUUUUAUUUGGAUCAAGUUCAUAGACCAAGACAUUAUGGUAAAGGUUCUGCUCAAUUAUUUGGUAACUUCUUAGAACCUCUUAGUUUAACUCCUUGGUGGGUUGUUCCUCUUAUAUGGCUCCCUCCAAAUCUUUACAUUUUCUAUGUUGGUUUUGCUAAUCAAAGUAAAAUUAUUGCUUUAAGUUUUUGGGUUUUAGGUUUAUUUGUUUGGUCUUUGGUUGAAUAUAGUUUACAUAGAUUUUUAUUCCAUUUAGACUAUUAUUUACCCGAUCAUCCAGCUUUUCUUACUCUUCAUUUCACUUUACACGGGGUUCAUCAUUAUUUACCAAUGGAUAGAUAUAGAUUGGUUUUACCUCCAACUUUAUUUAUCUUCUUAGCUUAUCCUUUCUAUAGAUUGGUGUUUGGUCUUUUACCAUUCUAUAUGGCUUGUUCUGGUUUUGCUGGUGGUACUUUGGGUUAUAUUCUUUAUGAUGUUACUCAUUAUGUUUUACAUCAUACUCAUUUACCAGCUUUCUUACAAGAAUUGAAAACUUAUCAUUUAGAACACCAUUAUAAAAAUUAUGAAUUGGGCUUUGGUGUCACUUCAAGAUUUUGGGACGUUAUUUUCGAUACAGAAAUUACCUCUACUUAUCAAAAAAAUGCCUAA
Molecule: messenger RNA, 1128 nt
Organism: Hyphopichia burtonii NRRL Y-1933
Lineage: Eukaryota; Fungi; Ascomycota; Pichiomycetes; Serinales; Debaryomycetaceae
Gene: SCS7
Product: fatty acid alpha-hydroxylase
Exons: 1
Coding region: 1-1128 (375 amino acids)
Biological process (GO): fatty acid metabolic process; lipid biosynthetic process
Cellular component (GO): endoplasmic reticulum; membrane
Molecular function (GO): iron ion binding; fatty acid 2-hydroxylase activity; heme binding
Source: RefSeq, a predicted model, not a curated record